CCUGGCUAAUUUAAACAAAGACGGCAGCUAGCCGGUUACCUGCACAGGUAACGGUUUACAGCUUGUUGUCAUGCAGCGGGUGGAAUGAGUCUUUGAGGAUUGUGGCAAUAACGUAAUCCUCACAGCAUCGCAGCUCUUCUUUACUGUAAUUGCAAAGUGUGGACGCCCCUCCUAUUCAGUGUUGGUCAUGUAGGCAUGUUCUUACUGCCAGUUGAAAGACAGAGGCCUCAGUUGUCUUUCCUCCUCCCGCCUCCUCCUCUUCCUCCUCAUACCUGUCUGUCGUCAGUUAACACUGGGAAUGACUAGGAACAACACCAAAACACUGCUAACUAGUUAAGACCUUACAGAGGAAGAUAAUCAGGAAGGAUGAAUCGCUCAUGUGUGAACUGCUUAAAAACUAUGCUGAUACAUCUCAACUUUCUGUGCUGGCUGUGCGGUGCGUUUGUAGUGGCAUUUGGAGAGUUCCAGAUGAUACACUCCAACUUCGCCUCUCUCAUCACCAGCUUCUGGCCCAUCUACCCCGCCAACACUCUGGUGGUCACCGGCACCAUUGUUACCUGUGUGUGCUACCUGGGAGUGUUAGGAGGCAUGAGGGAGAACCGCUGCAUGCUCAUUACUUUUUUCGUCCUGCUCUUCAUCCUGAUGCUGGUGGAGCUGGCCAUGGCCUGUGUGUUCCUGGUCUACAGCAGAAAGAUUGACACAUACUUUGAGAAAGACUUGAUGCAAAGCUUGGAGACCUACAAACAGUCCAGUCCAGAAGGCAACAAGACCCUUAAAGAUGACUUUGAUGCUGUCCAGCACCUGUUCCAGUGCUGUGGAGUUCAUGGUGUGGCAGACUGGAGAGGUAACAUCCCAUUAUCCUGUUGUACCAAGGACCCCUGUAACAUCCUCCCCCAAUCCAACUGGCAAGAGGGUUGUCUCGUGAAAGUGAGGGACUGGUUUGCCAGAAACUAUCUUAGCACAGGUGCAGGUGUUGUCACAAUGUUUAUCAUACAGUUUAUUUGUCUGUCUAUCACCAUCCCUCUCUUUUGCCACUUCAGUCGACAUGGACUGGGUUACCAGUGAAAAAGGGACAAGAAAACUGCACUUGCAACUUACAGCGACUUUCCACAUUCCAACAGGACAGAUUGCUUUUAUCUGUAUGAACUUCUUAUGAAUAUGUUCCGAAAACCAGAAAGGUGCCAUUUCCGGCCAUCAAAAAGGGAGACAAAAGCCUGAGCUGAGGAUUGCAUCAGGUGACCAAUAGGAAACAUUUAGUUGGUAGGACACAAACUAAUACAAUAAAUUCAACUUAGACCUUUAGAAACUAAAAUAAAUAAAGCCUACAGGAUUUUGCCUAUUAUCAUUAGCAAACCCCCUAAUCAAUUUUUUUGUUUUCAAUCAUUUUCUUCCUGUUACAUGAUUUGAUUUUGUGAUUGCACUUGUUUUGGGCAUCAAGGACUUAUACUCUUUUACUUUUCUUAAUAAACCCACCCACAUUUGA
Molecule: messenger RNA, 1483 nt
Organism: Dicentrarchus labrax (European seabass)
Lineage: Eukaryota; Metazoa; Chordata; Actinopteri; Moronidae
Product: leukocyte surface antigen CD53
Exons: 9
Coding region: 367-1065 (232 amino acids)
Cellular component (GO): membrane
Source: RefSeq, a predicted model, not a curated record